Molecule: messenger RNA, 780 nt
Organism: Bombus terrestris (buff-tailed bumblebee)
Lineage: Eukaryota; Metazoa; Arthropoda; Insecta; Hymenoptera; Apidae
Exons: 1
Coding region: 1-780 (259 amino acids)
Molecular function (GO): catalytic activity
Source: RefSeq, a predicted model, not a curated record
AUGCGCAUCCACCAAAGCAACCUGGGACGAUCGAGAAGAGCGCAAGACCUGCUCUUUCAAACUAUCCGGGAGAACGAGAUCGACCUAGCGGUGGUGGCCGAACCGUACAGGAUAUCGGACGCUACGGACUGGACCGGAGACACUGAUGAGAUGGUCGCCGUCACUUGGACGGCGGCGUUCGCUCACGGGGUUCCGCUGGAGCGCGGCAACGGGUACAUCGCGGUCCAGUUCGCGGGAAUGGUACACCGUGUCGCCCAACUGUACCAAUUCUCAGCGUUCGAGGAGUUCCUGGACGCGGUGGUCGACUGUGUCAGGCGGCACCUCCUUCGGCAGGUGCUCGUCCUGGGGGACUUUAACGCCCACUCCACAAAAUGGGGAAAUCCCAGAACCAACGAGCGCGGUCACUCGCUUUCGGACUGGGCCACAGGUCUGUGGCUCCUGCUGGUAAACAGGGGAUCGGUCAGCACCUGCGUGGCGGGAAGGGGGUGCUACAUCGUGGACAUCACGUGGGUCUCCCCCGACGCGUUCAGGCGGAUUUCAGGCUGGAGAGUGGCCGAGGGGGUCGAGAUACUCUCGGACCACCUCUACAUACUUAUGGAGGCGGGGGAAACACCGCGACCUAGAAUGGUAUCCGCGGGCGAUGGCCGCGGACCUUCCAGAGCGGGAAGAGCUCGCCCACCGCCCAGAUGGAAGGUAAAGGAAAAGAACGAGGAUUUGCUCCGGGCGGCCGCGAUAGCGACAGCUUGGAACUGGGAUGCCUCGGCAACAACGACGACUUAG